CUAACUCUUUUUCACCGCCAACACUGUCUUCCUUAUCUCGCUGCUGCCUGCUGCUGUUCUUCUCUUCUCUUCUGGGUUUACGUUUUUACUCACUUCUGUUUGCUCUGCCGAUUAUUUCUGAGACUUUGAUUUUCCUAGCUCUAUCAAGAUGUCUGACGAUGAAAGAGAGGAGAAAGAACUGGAUCUCUCUUCUCCUGAAGUUGUUACCAAGUACAAGAGCGCUGCAGAAAUUGUUAACAAGGCUAUGCAGCUAGUGUUGUCAGAAUGUAAGCCAAAUGUCAAAAUUGUUGAAAUUUGUGCUAAAGGGGAUGCAUUCAUCAGCGAGCAAACAGGAAAUAUGUACAAAAAUGUGAAGAAGAAGAUUGAGAGAGGGGUUGCAUUUCCAACUUGUAUCUCUGUAAACAAUACUAUUUGUCAUUUUUCUCCACUUGCUAGUGAUGAAACGGUAUUGAAAGAGGGUGAUAUGUUGAAGAUUGAUAUGGGCUGUCAUAUCGAUGGAUUCAUUGCUGUAGUUGCUCACACUCAUGUGCUACAUGAUGGGCCAGUGACGGGUAGACAAGCUGAUGUUAUUGCUGCAGCUAAUACUGCUGCUGAGGUUGCUUUGAGGCUUGUUAGGCCAGGUCGAAAGAACAAAGAUGUGACAGAAGCAAUUCAGAAGGUUGCAGGUGCUUAUGACUGCAAAAUUGUGGAGGGGGUUCUCAGUCAUCAGCUGAAACAAUUUGUCAUUGAUGGAAACAAAGUUGUUACCAGUGUCUCUAACUCUGAAAUAAGAGUGGACGAUGUAGAGUUUGAAGAGAAUGAAGUAUAUGCCAUUGAUAUUGUUGCAAGCACUGGGGAGGGCAAGCCAAAGUUGUUGGAUGAGAAACAGACUACCAUUUAUAAGAGGGCUGUUGAUAUGAGUUAUCAGUUGAAGAUGAAAACCUCUAGGUUUAUAUUCAGCGAAAUAAGCCAAAAAUUUCCCAUCAUGCCUUUUACUGCAAGGGCCUUGGAAGAAAAGCGUGCUCGUUUGGGACUUGUAGAAUGUGUAAAUCAUGAUCUCUUGCAACCUUAUCCCGUUCUUCAUGAGAAACCUGGUGAUUUUGUUGCCCACAUAAAAUUCACAGUUCUUCUUAUGCCUAAUGGGUCUGAUAGAGUGACAUCCCGUCCUAUACAAGAGCUACAACCUACUAAAACAAUAGAUGACCCUGAAAUCAAAGCCUGGCUAGCUUUGGCCACAAAGACUAAGAAGAAAGGUGGUGGGAAAAAGAAGAAAGGAAAGAAAGGUGGUAACAUAGCUGAGGAAUUGGCAGAAGCUGAGCCAAUGGAUGCAGCACCAUCCAAUGGCUCUCAGUCUGUAGAAUGAAUUAAUGAAUUCUCUUUAGAGAAGACAAGCUGUUUCAGACUCUUCAAAUUUUGUUAACUUUCUUACCUAUCCAUCCAUCCCUAAACUGUUAUUUCAGUGUAUACAACUCAUUUUCUCUGGGUUUUUUUCUCUUUAAGUUAUAUAUUGAAUUUGAAUUUUGGCAUAAAGUUUCUUAUUUUCUUUAUAUGUUGGUUGAAGAUAUUUAGCA
This is a messenger RNA of Impatiens glandulifera, 1550 nucleotides long. RefSeq names its product ERBB-3 BINDING PROTEIN 1-like. Lineage: Eukaryota; Viridiplantae; Streptophyta; Magnoliopsida; Ericales; Balsaminaceae. The record is from RefSeq and is a predicted model, not a curated record. Bases 149 to 1342 code for a protein of 397 amino acids. The transcript has 10 exons.